CAUUAAUCUAAUUAAGAAUGAGUUGUGAACAAAAAUAAAUCUUGAUAAGUUAUUCUGAUUAAUAUAGGGAUGAUUUUUAUGAUUACAGAAUUGUAUAUUUAGAUCAAAAAGUAUUAUAAGAGAUUCCCGCAAACAAAAGAGGUAUUUUGAUACAUAAUAAUUUAAGGAUUUUUGUUAAGAGAGCCAGAGUGGAGAGAUUUAGGGAUAAAAUUAUUUAAGGGUUGGUGCAAUUAUGAUGUACAUUAUCCAGAUCCAUAUAUUCUAUUUUUUAGAAAGAGAGUAGAUCCAAGAAUUUAAGAAAGGAAAAGUUAGCAAAUUAAAUGA
Paramecium sonneborni is the source of this 324-nucleotide messenger RNA. The record is from the annotation of a GenBank genome assembly. Lineage: Eukaryota; Ciliophora; Oligohymenophorea; Peniculida; Parameciidae.